Messenger RNA from Mesocestoides corti, 3066 nucleotides. The record is from the annotation of a GenBank genome assembly. Lineage: Eukaryota; Metazoa; Platyhelminthes; Cestoda; Cyclophyllidea; Mesocestoididae.
AUGUUUUCGUCAAAACUUGGAAUUAUUUUUUCAGUUUCAUUGUAUAUUUUGUUGUUCUAUUCAAUUUUUGAUAUAUAUUACACAUCUCCUCUUACACACGGGCUGAGCUAUGAUCGUCCUUCAGUACCUGGCUUGGUAAAUAACGUUGUAUUCAUUGUUGCGGAUGGCCUCCGUUAUGACAAACUUUUCACUGAGAAAAUGGAACAUACUCCAACUUUAAGGAGUAUAGUCAUGGACCGGGGUAGUUGGGGCUUCUCCCACACAAGAGUCCCCACGGAAUCUAGGCCCGGACACGUUGCUCUUUUUGCCGGAUUUUACGAAGACGUGGCUUCAGUUACAAAAGGAUGGCAGGCCAACGCUGUUGAGUUUGACUCCGUCUUCAACCGAUCGAAUCAGGUGUUUGCGUGGGGUGGUCCCGAUGUGGUUCCUAUGUUCCAGCCACCUGAUCGUGUCGGUGAUGCUCGAGUAAGGAUUGAGAGCUAUCCGCACUCUAUGCUCGAUUUCACAGCCGAAAAUAUAACCCAAGUGGACGAUUGGGUUGUCGAUCGAUUCUCCGAAUUUAUGACAGCAGAGUCUGAUCUCUUACUGAAAACCGACUCAUCAGGAUCCGCAGCGGAUGGGUUUCGCAGGGGAAAUCUGGUUUUCCUUCAUCUCAGCGCGGCAGAUCAGAUGGGCCACACGCAGAAACCAGGCUCUGAGGAGUACACUCGCAUGAUUCAAAACAUCGACGCUAACAUCGCUCGUGUGCUCAAACUCUUCGAAGGCAACAAGCAACUCGCUCAAGAAACUGCCUUCAUCUUCACCGCCGACCACGGAAUGACUGAGUGGGGCAGCCAUGGUGCGGGCUCGCUUCACGAGACCGUCACACCACUCAUUGUCUGGGGAAAACACAUUCCCACACCUUCAUCGGUGGCCGAUUUGAGCAGAGCCUCUGGUGCCGACGGCCUGUUACCUUUCAACUACGGUUUGAAGCACUACAACGUCCGUCAGGCAGACCUGUGUCCGCUGAUCGCGGCGCUACUUGGAACUCCAAUCCCGGCCAACUCCGUAGGUGAAUUGCCACUGGAUCUUCUGGAUGUGGAUUCCUCGCUGAAGGUGGCACUUAUCAGGGAGAACGCGCAGCACAUUCUCAAGCAGUUGCAUGUAACUCGACGUGCUAUUCCCCUCAUACGCGCAAGUUGUAGUGUCCGUUUGUUUGACAAGGUGUUUAGCAAACUCACCCAAAACCAGAUUACCGCCAUGCUCGCAACUGCAACCUCGCAAACCAGGAACCAGGACUACUCCGCAGCUAUUGAAACAUACCGCAGCAUCAUCCGAUUGAGCUUAGAGGGCCUCAACUACUACCACAAAUAUGACCGCUUUUUCAUGGGCUUUUGUAUAGUGGCAUCCUAUGCGGUCUGGUCGUUGAUGCUCUACGCCGAUAUGGUCAGUCGACAUGGCGCAAGACCUAGCCAGCAAAACGGUCUCACGAAGUCCACCUGGACGUCCAGUCCUUCUACUUUGCUGGUUUUUCUCGCUUUGUGCUUUACUGGCGUCCUCAUCAUCCGGAGUGUCUAUCACCGCUCCUUGCUACGAACAUUCUACCAACUACUGCCACUCAUUCUUAGCACAAUUCUCCUCACAAAUUCACGCUUUCGUCUAGUCCUGUCCCGUUCGUCUGGCCAUUUCUUUUCUGCUGAAUCGACCAAUGAAAAACGGACUGGUCCGAGGUUGGGCAUGCUGUUGCUGCUUCUAACUGUACUUAUGGAAUUCGCCCUCUGGGGCUUCAUUCGUCGACCCUUGCUCUCGUUCGGAGCACUACUUCUCGGUGCUUGGCCCUACAUUGACGUCUCGUUCAUUGUGUUGUCAAAUAGGCAAACACUGCAGCGACUGUGGCUUGCAGCUUGUCUUGUGCUGGCAGUCUUCCCCACACUACCCGUGGUUGGAUCAUUCUCCUCCCCUACUCUGGUACUCAUUUCGAGCGUGUGCGUGUCGGCUGCCUCGUAUGUCUUUCUCCAGAAGCGCUGUGAGUCAAAGCCACCGCAUUUCUGGUCCACUGAGCCGCACUUUAUUCUGGUAGUUGGCGCUCUAGUCAGCGGUGUUCUUGUCUUCCUUGUUCGAUGCUUGGUUGCUCUCUCUGCCCCGAUUCCCCUCCUAAUCCACGUGAUUAGCUGGAUUCUUUUGGUAGCAACUUCUAAUCACACAAUUUGCGUCUUUUUUUUAGUUGCGUCGCCAGCGGUUGCCAUGGUCAGCGCUGACUUAACCGUCAGCAGGAAACUCGUCAGCCUAACACUGGCCUUCUUCAUCCCAUUCAACCUCAUGAAUGUAUUGUAUCCUCUUGCAUCCAUCAGGCUUGCCAUCCGACGUCCCUACUCAUCAACGACCCUUAGUAGUCUAGUUCGCGGUUCUAAAAUCUUGUCUAGACUUUCGGAAUUGUUUUUUUUUGGGUGUCGACGUUUGAAGCAGUGCCGAAUUGAGUGUCCCCCUGGUACUCGCUACGAAGGCGCCUUCUUCUUCGUGCUAACGACGGUGGCAUUCAUGUGGAGCUGGUUCGAGUCUGGUCUGGAAUUUCACGAGUUCUUCGGGCUGCGUUUGGCAUCCGAUGCCUCCGCACUACCGCCAGUCACCGGAGAACACACUUGCAUAGAUCGGGCGAACCUUCGUCAACCGUUCUUCUAUGUAUCCUUUCGUGCCGCGCCAGACCCAAGUGCUACCGAAAAUGACCUACUGUUGAUUUUAUCAUUUUCACAACUGCAGAUGGUCUGCCCCAUUAUGGUGAUUGGCACGGUGUACGCGUUGAUAGGCCGCGUGAGGGAGUCCCUGAGGGCUGGUUUGUCGACCCCUCGUCGCGACACCCACCACACCGAGACAACCAUCCUCAUGAUCAUCGCCAACUUCCUGGCAGUGCACUUUUUCGCCAUGCUCAGGGAUGAGGGCUCGUGGCUGGACAUCGGGGAGAGCAUCAGCCACUACGUGAUCGCCAUGUCAAUCGGCCUAGCUAGUGUGCUUCUGUCGCUUUUCGGUCGACGCAUGCUGACACCCCCAACUCCAACCGAGCCGCGUCUGCUAACCCCGAAGCUCAAAUAA